UUCCUCCUCUUCUUCUUCUUCUCUUCCCCUUUCCGUCCCGGAAUCGACUCCCCGCGCAGCGCCGCCGCAGCUCAGGACGACCGCUUCUUUUCUUCCGUCCACACCGGGGAGCCAUGUCCGGCGAGCCACGCGAGGAGGAGGAGAACGCCGCCGAGCUCAAGAUCGGCGAAGAGUUCCUCAAGGCCAAGUGCCUGAUGAACUGCGAGGUGGCGAUCAUCCUGGAGCACAAGUACGAGCAGCUGCAGCACAUGUCGUCGGACGGCGGGGCGGACCAGGUCUCGCAGGUCUUCGAGAAGUCGCAGGGCUACGUCAAGCGCUUCAGCCGCUACAAGAACCCCGACGCCGUGCGCCAGGUGCGCGAGACGCUCUCGCGCUACAGCCUGCACGAGUUCGAGCUCUGCACCCUGGGCAACCUCUGCCCCGACACCGCCGACGAGGCCAGGGCGCUCGUGCCCUCCCUCGUCCCCGGGGGCAGGUUCCAGGGCGACGAGCGGAUCGACAAGAUGCUCAACGACCUCUCGCUCAUCAAGAAGUUCGAGUAGCUCAGUUGUGGUGUAUCAAUUAAGGUCACAUGAUGAUGUGCUAGUAACUACUGGUAGCUUAAUCUUCGCAUUACCUCCUUUGGAAUCAUCAUAAUAUGACCUUUUGGGUGUCUGUUAAUGUACUGAG
Molecule: messenger RNA, 669 nt
Organism: Lolium rigidum
Lineage: Eukaryota; Viridiplantae; Streptophyta; Magnoliopsida; Poales; Poaceae
Product: DNA-directed RNA polymerase II subunit 4-like
Exons: 3
Coding region: 114-542 (142 amino acids)
Biological process (GO): transcription initiation at RNA polymerase II promoter; mRNA export from nucleus in response to heat stress; positive regulation of translational initiation
Cellular component (GO): P-body; RNA polymerase II, core complex
Molecular function (GO): nucleotide binding; translation initiation factor binding
Source: RefSeq, a predicted model, not a curated record